AUCCUCCAGAUCAGAUGAAGCGAUAACCGGUCAGAGCCAAACAUCUCAGCAUGAUGUUUGGCUUUCAAGUUUGAAGAAAUUCAUCAGACAGGAACAGUUUUUGUAAUUAAAAUCUUGAGAACUUUUUAUCUUAAAAUAUCGCUGACAGCGAAGGCGGUUAUAGUUUGAUUGACAGCGUUUUCUAUGCUCCUCCCCCCGACUCGGUUAAAUGACAGCGCGCGCCUGCGAGUUCGCGGCUGACGCCAGUACAGAGAGAGAUGCUGUAGAGCUGCUCAACUUCCACCAGAGAGUUAUUAUUCAGUUAAAAUUAUUAUUUGUGCCUCAACAAUGAAGACCAUACUCGCUGCGUAUUCCGGUGUGAAAAAGGGCUCAGGCUCCAGCAUCCUCUCGGCCUUACACGACCUACCCUCCGUCCCCUGGCUGACACGAUCCAAGAUCAUGAAAUAUCUGCAGGUGAUCUCUGUCCUGCAGUUUGUCAUCUCAUUUCUUGCCAUGGGCAUUGGCUGCUCUUUGCUGCUGAUGUACAUGUUUUGCACAGACUGCUGGGUAAUUGCUGCCAUUUACACUGCCUGGCUGAUCUAUGACUGGAACACCCCUAAACAGGGUGGCCGCAGAUCGACCUGGGUGAGAAACUGGACUGUGUGGAAAUACUUUAGAGACUAUUUUCCCAUAAGACUCAUCAAGACACAUAACCUGCUUCCCAGCCGAAACUACAUUUUUGGCUAUCACCCUCAUGGCAUCUUCUGUUUUGGUGCUUUUUGUAACUUUGGGACUGAGGCCACAGGAUUCUCCAAGAUAUUCCCUGGAAUCAAGCCGUCUCUUGCCACAUUGGCUGGAAACUUCCGCUUGCCAGUGUUUAGGGAUUACCUGAUGUCUGGAGGUAUCUGCCCAGUAAACAGUAACUCCAUUGACUACCUCCUGUCUAGUAAUGGUACGGGCAACGCUGUGGUCAUUGUGAUCGGAGGGGCUGCAGAAUCUCUGCACUGUACCCCAGGAAUGAACUCCGUCAUGCUGAAAAAACGCAAAGGCUUUGUGAAACUGGCCCUCAAGCAAGGGGCUGAUCUGGUGCCUGUCUACUCAUUUGGUGAGAAUGAGGUUUACAAACAGCUGAUUUUUGAUGAUGGCUCUUGGUGGCGAAUGGUUCAAAAGAGACUUCAGAAGAUUUUAGGUUUUGCCCCCUGCCUGUUUCAUGGCUGUGGACUGUUCUUCCCUGAGUCCUGGGGUCUUGUACCAUAUUGCAAACCCAUCACUACUGUUGUUGGGGAACCCAUCACAGUUCCAAAAAUCGAGGAACCGAGUCAGGAUGUCAUAGAUAUGUACCACGCCAUGUACAUCAGGUCCCUCAAGUCUCUCUUUGACAACUACAAGACCCGUUUUGGUCUAAAUGAGAGUGACACCCUUCAAAUUCAAUGAAAGACAGCACUGAAGAAUAAAAACUUUAUAAAAGACUCUGAAACACUCUGGAACAUCUGACUCCCAACUAAAGUGCCUGGUGAAAGGUAAAGGUGAAAGAAAUCAGUGCUGUUUCUAUAUAUGUGCCAUUUAUAUGGGACAAGUCCUGGCCAGGAUUUUUAUUUUGUCUAAAACAUACAAAGUAGUUUGACCAAUAACAUGCAUGUAUUGUACAUAAUCGACAAAUCGUCUCAC
Cyprinus carpio (common carp) is the source of this 1647-nucleotide messenger RNA. RefSeq names its product diacylglycerol O-acyltransferase 2. Gene Ontology annotation, biological process: triglyceride biosynthetic process. Gene Ontology annotation, molecular function: diacylglycerol O-acyltransferase activity. Gene Ontology annotation, cellular component: endoplasmic reticulum membrane. The record is from RefSeq and is a predicted model, not a curated record. NCBI's taxonomy places the organism in Eukaryota, Metazoa, Chordata, Actinopteri, Cypriniformes, Cyprinidae.